UAGUAGACGAAACGGAAGCUGUUCACAAACAUGGCGGCGCCUUCUCCGCCUGAAGUUGUUCGAGGACAAGCUUUCGAUGUAGGACCUCGCUAUACGAAUUUAAGUUACAUAGGAGAAGGGGCCUAUGGAAUGGUUUGCUCCGCGUUAGAUAAUGCCACGGGACAGAGGGUGGCGAUCAAGAAGAUCAGUCCAUUCGAGCACCAGACCUAUUGUCAGCGAACGUUACGAGAGAUCAAGAUUUUACGUCGAUUUAAACACGAAAAUAUCAUUGGGAUAAUGGACAUAAUCCGCGCACCAAGCAUAGAAGACAUGAAAGAUGUCUAUAUUGUCCAGUGUCUGAUGGAGACUGAUCUGUACAAGUUGCUCAAGACACAGAAACUGAGCAAUGAUCACAUCUGUUACUUUUUGUACCAAAUCCUACGAGGACUGAAGUACAUCCACUCGGCUAAUGUACUUCAUCGGGAUUUGAAACCCAGUAAUCUUCUGCUGAAUACAACAUGCGACCUCAAGAUUUGUGAUUUUGGGCUGGCACGUGUAGCAGACCCCGAUCAUGAUCAUACUGGAUUCCUGACUGAAUAUGUUGCCACACGAUGGUACAGAGCACCUGAAAUCAUGUUGAACUCCAAAGGUUACAGUAAGGCAAUUGACAUCUGGUCGGUGGGAUGCAUUCUUGCAGAGAUGUUAUCUAACCGUCCUCUGUUUCCUGGAAAGCAUUACCUGGAUCAACUGAACCACAUCUUGGGUGUUUUGGGUUCACCAUCACAAGAGGAUUUGAUGUGCAUCAUGAAUGAAAAGGCUCGUAGUUAUAUUCAGUCAUUAUCCUUCAAACCAAAGGUUCCUUGGGAGCGGAUCUUUCAAAAUACUGUUGAUCCAAAAGCUCUAGACCUGUUAGAUAAGAUGUUAACCUUCAAUCCUGAGAAAAGAAUCACAAUAGAGGAGUCCCUGGCUCAUCCAUAUCUAGAGCAGUACUAUGACCCUGCAGAUGAGCCUAUUGCUGAGGAGCCAUUUAGAUUUGAAACAGAGCUGGAUGACCUUCCCAAAGAGAAACUGAAAGCACUCAUCUUUUCUGAGACUGCUCAUUACCCUGGCUCACCGUACUUGCCUGGUGUACACUGAAGCACAGAACACAAUAUUUGAGGAGGUGGAAUCUCAAUAAACCUGUAUAUCUAUUUGACAAAGGCUUUGAACAGUUAGACAUGUAUUGUAAAAUUUAUAGUUUUUCAUGAAGAUUAUGGAGUUUCUGGCUCAGAGUAAUAUCAUAAUAUGUUACUCUGAUUCUUGGCAGAACAUUCCACCAUAUCUCUGUAAAAUAAAAAAACUGAUUGUCCUCCAAUUUUGUAGCCCUCUGUAAAAGUCAUUUAAUAUUUUGCUCCAAAAAAUAGACUGCUUUGCAGCUCUUAUUAUGUCAAAUAAUGCGAAGGAGCAUUGUUUGACAACUCAAACAACAGCUGAAACUGAGAGAAAGGAUGUAUGUCCUGUAGUUACUUGGUACAAUGAGAAACAUUUCUACAUGGAGAGAAUAUUAAGUCUAGUUAUUUAAUGGCUGUUGCCUUACCUUGUCUUGCUUACAGAGUAGGGCUUGAUGGAAGGUCAACCGUUUCAAACCUAACGUUGAUUUGCAUUUAAUAUCUGAUCAAAGUCAAUAUAAACACAUAUAUGCAGGCCAUGAAAAUAAAAUUACAGACUCAUCAAUAAUGAUGGAGAGUUGUGGUGUUACUGUUUGUCAAAGUGCACAGGUUGGUUCAAACUUGACGUCAGUCAGUCUAGAUUAAACCUUCAUUUAUGACCAUUCAAAUGAAAUUCCCUCUGUGGAUUAAACCUCUGUGUGUAGCUACACAAACUAAAGCCUUUU
This is a messenger RNA of Orbicella faveolata, 1852 nucleotides long. Its product is annotated as mitogen-activated protein kinase 1-like. Gene Ontology annotation, molecular function: ATP binding; MAP kinase activity. NCBI's taxonomy places the organism in Eukaryota, Metazoa, Cnidaria, Anthozoa, Scleractinia, Merulinidae. Gene Ontology annotation, biological process: protein phosphorylation. The record is from RefSeq and is a predicted model, not a curated record.